This is a messenger RNA of Vollenhovia emeryi, 500 nucleotides long. It is a transcript of the gene Cox6c, whose product is annotated as cytochrome c oxidase subunit 6C. The record is from RefSeq and is a predicted model, not a curated record. Lineage: Eukaryota; Metazoa; Arthropoda; Insecta; Hymenoptera; Formicidae. Bases 155 to 388 code for a protein of 77 amino acids. The transcript is spliced from 3 exons.
CGCAGAAGGAUUCGGUCGCGUUUUGAAAACAGGCUUGAGGCGCGCAACACCUGACGUUAUUUUACAUCGAGUAUUGUGGCCGACGGUCGAUAUACGUAAUUCGCACGAGAUCCUUUAAACUCGACUGCGACAGGCACGAACGAGGUCGUCCAAGAUGCCUGCGUUAGAGAAACCACAGCUGCGCAACCUCCACGUAACGCAAAUCACGAAAAGCAUCACAAAAGCGUUGGUACUUGGCUUCGUCUCGGCGGUGAUGUUCAAGGUAUUCGUUGCCGAUAGGAGGAAACAGAAAUACGCCGACUUCUACAAGACCUACGACGCGGAGAAGCAGCUGAAGAUCAUGAACGACGCCGGUCUCAUGCAGUCCUUCGUUCCCCCACAAAAGUAGACAUGCAAGUAGCGAGCGGAAACCUGAGGGGACGAGAAAGGGAUAAAUUUUCCUCGGGAUUUCUAUAUUAUAUAUCCGUACAUGUACAAUAAAUAAAUUCAACAUAGCGUUA